GUAGAGCUACCGGAGGAGCAAUAACAGACCCAUCAUCUGCUCUAAAAAUACUUCCCUUCUGAGAUGCAAGAGAUGUUAAUCUGUCAUCACCAUCAGACCUCCUCCUUGGAGUCUUGUUCUUCGUCUAAAUAUUUCUCAGCGUGACCUAUCUCCAAUAGUUGUCUCUCGGCAAAACAUCCUGGCAGAAGGAGCUGAGCUCACACCAGGAGGAGAGAGAGGAAGGAGAGCAUCAGACAAGCAUCUCAAAGACUGAACACUUACCCACUGGAGACCAGGACUGAGACCAUCUACUGUGGACCAGGACUUAGGUCCCUUGAGACUGAGCUAAUCUUCUGUGGACCACGGGUAGUUCCCUGAAGACUGAGCUCAUCCACUGAGGACCAGGACUUAGGUGCCUUAGGACUCAGCUUGUCUGCUGUGUACCAGGACUUGGAUCUCUCAGGACAGAGCUCAUCUAGUGUGGACCAGGACCGGUACCAUAGGGCUGAAGUCAUCUACUCUGGAUGAGGCAGUCCCAUAGGACUGGAUCUCACUUACUGUGGAGAAAGACUUAGGCCCCUAGACCUAUGGUAGACAAGAGCCAGGCUCCACAGGACUAGGCUGCAUUGACUUUAGAACAGAAGGUCCUAUAAUAGGACUAGUCUACCCACUGAGGACAAGGAGGACCAGUAGGACUAAGUGUUGGCGUCUCCAAACUCUGGGCUAAGUAACUGUCAAUAAAAUAAGUCUGGCCUGGACGCAAUCAUCUGGGAUAGGUGGCCUUUGUGCAGGACCCAUGGCAGUUCCUGGAGCAGUAGGAGAGAUGCCGCGCCACUUCCCUCGCCUCAGUAUUUCAGAGGUGGAUGAACAAGUGCGACUACUUGCCGAGAAAGUUUUUGCCAAAGUUCUUCGAGAAGAGGACAGUAAAGAUGCCUUCUCCCUGUUCACUGUGCCGGAGGAUUGUCCUAUCGGCCAGAAAGAGGCCAAAGAACGAGAGCUGGAGAGGGAAAUCGCAGAACAGAAAUCUGCUGAAACAGUUAAAAGGAAGAAAAGUUUCAAGAUCAUCCGAUCCCAAUCUUUGUCACUUCAAAUGCCUGCUCUUGAUUGGAAGACUCCGUCCACCAUAUCACCAAUUCCAUCUCCAAUAUCUCCAGUUCAGCCAGCCCUGUCCACUCUACGAGCUCCAACGCAGCCUGUUCAAGUCCCGUAUGAUGUCCCUGAAUUCCAGAGAGUCACCAUAAGUGGAGAUUACUGCGCUGGGGUCACAGUUGAUGAUUAUGAACAAUCUGCGAUUGGACUUGCCAAAGCUCUCCUGAUAAGAGAGAAAUACUGCCGUCUGGCGUAUCACCGCUUUCCCAGAACCACUGCUCAGUACUUGUGCACCAUAAAUGAUGAAAGCUGGAGGAUGGAGGAUGAGGUGCUUCCAGUCUUUAACCCUCCCCCAGUGGAGGAGGAUCCUUACAAUUUAGAAAACGUUCCUCUAAACCUUGAUUAUUUGGUGAAGAUGAGAGGAGGGAUCCCGUAUGUCUAUGACAACAAGGAGAUGGCUGAAGCCAAUGAGCCGAGGAGUUUACCAUAUCCCGACUUGGAGACGUACACUCUUGACCUCAGCCACAUCUUGGCUCUUAUCGCUGAUGGCCCAAUAAAAACCUACUGCCACCGCAGGCUCAACUUCCUGGGAUCCAAGUUCAACCUCCACGAGAUGCUGAACGAGAUGUCCGAGCUGAAGGAGCUGAAAAGUGUCCCCCACCGCGACUUCUAUAACGUCAGGAAGGUGGACACCCACAUUCAUGCUGCUGCCUGUAUGAACCAGAAGCAUUUGCUGCGCUUCAUUAAACACACGUACCGCACAGAACCAGACCGGGUGGUGGCUGAGAAGAAUGGGAAGAAGAUGACCCUCAAGGAACUAUUUGAGAGUCUUUACAUGGAUCCAUAUGACCUGACCGUGGACUCUCUGGACGUUCAUGCGGGACGACAAACCUUCCACCGAUUCGAUAAAUUCAACGCCAAGUAUAACCCGGUGGGAGCGAGUGAGCUGAGAGACCUGUACCUGAAGACGGAGAACUACUUAGACGGAGAGUACUUCGCCCGGAUUAUCAAGGAAGUGGCCGGAGAGCUGGAGGACAGCAAGUACCAGUACACCGAGCCGCGGUUAUCCAUCUACGGCCGCUCCCCCGACGAGUGGGACAUCCUGGCCAAGUGGUUCAUCAAGCACAAGGUCUACUCCCCCAACAUGCGCUGGCUCAUCCAGGUGCCCCGCAUCUUUGACAUCUUCAGAUCCAAGAAGAUUCUCCCAGAUUUUGGUAAAAUGUUAGAAAAUAUUUUCUUGCCGCUGUUUGAGGCGACGAUUAACCCUUCAGAUCACAAGGAGCUCUACCUCUUCCUCAACUACGUCACCGGCUUCGACAGCGUUGACGAUGAGUCCAAACACAACGACCACAUGUUCUCCAACAAGAGUCCGACCCCCGACCAGUGGACGCACGAGCAGAACCCCCCGUACAGCUACUACCUGUACUACAUGUACGGCAACAUCAUGCUGCUCAACAACCUGCGCAGGGAGAGGGGGAUGAGCACCUUCCUGUUCCGGCCGCACUGCGGGGAAGCCGGCUCCAUCACACAUCUGGUGUCCGCUUUUAUAACCGCUGAUAACAUUUCUCAUGGAUUAAAUCUCAAAAAGAGCCCCGUCUUGCAGUAUCUCUACUACUUGGCGCAAAUUCCCAUCGCGAUGUCUCCUCUCAGCAACAACAGCCUGUUCCUCGAAUAUUCCAAGAACCCUCUGCGGGAAUUCCUGCACAAAGGCCUGGUGGUGUCCCUGUCCACAGACGACCCCAUGCAGUUCCAUUACACCAAGGAAGCCCUGAUGGAGGAGUACGCCAUCGCCGCUCAGGUCUGGAAGCUCAGCACCUGUGACCUGUGUGAGCUCGCCAGGAACAGCGUCCUGCAGAGCGGCCUCUCCGAUAAGGAAAAGAAGCAUUUUCUGGGAUGCAACUACAUGAAAGAAGGUCCAGAAGGAAACGACAUCAGCAGAACCAACGUGGCGCAGAUCCGGAUGGCGUUCCGCUACGAAACGCUGUGUAAUGAGCUGAGCUUCCUGGCGGACGCCAUGAAUUCUGCUGAUAUUCACUUGCCGCUGUCACAAUGAGAAGACCCCCGGGGAGCAGAUCUUCAUUCUGGGGCCUACAAGUCAACAUGGAUGAUGACGAGGAUGAUGAAGAAGAUGAUGGAUGUCUGAUGUUUUCUUCCAGGAUCUGCUCUUUGGCUUUAUAAAUGGAACUUUAACUGCUUUGUUAACGUCACCAGGCGGUUUGGUCAUGUGACCUGCGCUAAAUGGACGAGACCUCAGGAGCUGGAGAGCUUCUUACCGCCUAUGCUUGCUCAUAUGUAACACAGAGGAGACAUCUGGGAUGGGGGGUGUCAAGGGUGUGACCCCAGCAUGACACAUCAAAGACUGUGAACCAAUAAGGCAAAGACAUUAAAGGGCCUCAUUUACUAUCA
Bufo gargarizans (Asiatic toad) is the source of this 3474-nucleotide messenger RNA. RefSeq names its product adenosine monophosphate deaminase 3 (gene AMPD3). Gene Ontology annotation, biological process: AMP metabolic process; IMP salvage. Gene Ontology annotation, molecular function: AMP deaminase activity. The record is from RefSeq and is a predicted model, not a curated record. Gene Ontology annotation, cellular component: cytosol. Lineage: Eukaryota; Metazoa; Chordata; Amphibia; Anura; Bufonidae. The transcript has 15 exons. The coding region runs from base 776 to 3121 and encodes 781 amino acids.